Molecule: messenger RNA, 2050 nt
Organism: Salvia miltiorrhiza (redroot sage)
Lineage: Eukaryota; Viridiplantae; Streptophyta; Magnoliopsida; Lamiales; Lamiaceae
Product: heat stress transcription factor A-5
Exons: 3
Coding region: 384-1877 (497 amino acids)
Biological process (GO): regulation of transcription by RNA polymerase II
Cellular component (GO): nucleus
Molecular function (GO): DNA-binding transcription factor activity; RNA polymerase II cis-regulatory region sequence-specific DNA binding
Source: RefSeq, a predicted model, not a curated record
CACGUAACAUAUGUUAUAGUUAUGGAGCCAAAUCAACGGCUGGGAUGCUGUCGUUGGUUUAAGAUCGAAAAUGGGCGGCUGAGAUGAAAUGGGUUUGGUACAUUUGGUUUCUUCAGUUGGGGGUCAGGUCAACCACCGAUGAAAGCUUCUUUUUUUUUUUGAGAAAAACCACGGAUGAUUCGAUGAAAGCUUUAUUCGGGAAAGAAUAAUUAAUUUUUUUUGACAACGGAAAGAGUAAUUAAUUACUACUCCUACUACUAUAGUUUGAAGAUUAAAGAAUUCUUUUUCGUUUACACGCGUAAACCACAACAACUCCAAUUUCCGUAUCCUUCAAAAAUCCAGUCAACCACAUAGUCAAUCAGAAUUCCCAAUUGUUGCCUCUAAUGGACGGAGGAGCUUCCGGUGGCAUGGCAACGGGAGGCGGCGGCGGUCCGGCACCUUUCCUGCUGAAAACGUAUGAGAUGGUGGACGACUCGUCGACGGAUGCGAUCGUCUCAUGGAGCGGGAGCAGGAAGAGCUUCGUGGUCUGGAAUCCACCGGAAUUCGCCCGCGUCCUCCUCCCUUCUUACUUCAAGCACAACAAUUUCUCCAGCUUCAUCCGCCAGCUUAACACCUACGGAUUCAGGAAGAUUGAUCCUGAGAGAUGGGAGUUUGCUAAUGAUGAAUUUGUGAAGGAUCAGAAGCAUCUUCUUAAGAAUAUUCAUCGUAGAAAGCCUAUUCACAGCCACAGUCAGCCUCAAGGUUCGGUUGAUCCUGAAAGAGCGACAUAUGAGGAAGAAAUUGACAAGUUGUCGCGUGAGAAGGCUGCUCUAGAAGGAAAUUUGUUGGGAUUCAAGGAGCAGCAGUCUGCAGCUAAGGUACAGUUGGAAGACUUAACUCAGCGUAUAGGUAGCAUGGAGCAGAGACAGGAAAAACUAUUAAGCUACCUGAAUAAGUCAAUUCGAAAUCCUGAGUUUGUCGAACGCCUUGCUCAUAAGCUCGAAUCGAUGGAUUUUUCAGCGUAUAAUAAGAAGAGGAGACUCCCCCAGGCAGAUGAUGAUGUCCAGUCAAUUCAGGAGACUGUUUCAGUAGACAAUCAAAGCAGCUGCAGGCCGGAAUUCGAUUGUACAGACCAAGACUUCUGCAAUAAGCUCAGGCUGGAAUUAUCGACUGCUGUUUCGGAUGUCAACUUGCUUUCACAUAGCACACAGAGCUCGAAUGAAGAUGGGGUAAGUCCUCAAGGGAGAAUCGAGGGAUGGCCAAGAGAUGUGCAUAUGAGAACGGCAGGUUUCAUAUGCCCCCCUGAAACGUUAGAGCUAUCAGAUACUGGGGCUUCUUUAGACCUACAGAUGGAUUCAUCUUUGUCGUGCAAAGUGGGACCCGAGAGCCCGAAACUGCACUCCUUGCAUCAUAGCCUGACUUCGAAUGACGAAGGUGAUGGUCACCUAUCCUGCCUGUUGAACCUCUCUCUUGCUUCGUCUCCUCUGGAGCUCAACAAGAGCCAGAACUCCAUUGUGAUGCCUCAAUCAAGUUCGGAUAUGUGUACCUCAUCACGGCCUAACAGCGACAUUAUUGAUGCUGGCCAUCGGACAUCUCCAGCUGGUAGAACGCGUCUGGAUGAGGCUCAGGCUUUAUCUUCCUCACCCGAUGCUAACAAGCAGGGGCCUGCAACGGAGCAGAAACGGGUGAAUGAUGUGUUCUGGGAGCAAUUCUUGACUGAAAGACCUGGCUGCUCGGAUACUGAAGAGGCCAGCUCUAGUCUUAGGGCAAACCCUUACGACGAACAAGAAGAGAAGAAAUCAGUCAAAGCAGUAGCAAGAAACACCAAAGAAUGCAAUACAGUUCAAUUGGACUUCAAGAUUUUGGACUUGAAGAAUCAAGAUACAAGUUGGAACUGACUGGAGUUAAAAGAGAGUGUCAGCUUGUGUGAUUACUCGUAUGAUGCAUUGCAAUAUAAUUUGAAAUUUAGAAUGAGAAAUUGUGAUUUUGUGGCCGUGAUAACACUAAUAAAUGCUUCUCGUAUGUAUUUUAAUGUACUAACAAAAAGAAAAUUCAUUACUCGUAUCCCACU